Molecule: messenger RNA, 5625 nt
Organism: Plasmodium gallinaceum
Lineage: Eukaryota; Apicomplexa; Aconoidasida; Haemosporida; Plasmodiidae
Product: surface-associated interspersed protein (SURFIN)
Exons: 2
Coding region: 1-5625 (1874 amino acids)
Source: RefSeq, a predicted model, not a curated record
AUGUUAUUACAGAAUUUUUUAAGAAAACCUUGUCAAACAACAGCCAUGAGAAAAAACUCAAUCUCAGAAAAUGCUAGAUUAUUAUCAGAAUUAGAAGAAAUUUCCUGCAUGUCAAAUCAAGGAAAUAUUACAAUAGAAAACAAUGCUAAUUUAUCUAAUGAUACAAUUAAGCUCAAAACAGAAAUUAAAUCAUUUAUGGAUGAUACUCGUAAUGAACUUCAAUUUUAUCUUGAAGACAAUAAUAUUAAGAAUGACACAAAAAAAUGUCAAAAGGCAUCCUCAUACAUAAAUUGGAGAGGAAUGGACUAUGUUAAUUUGCUAUUAAGUGAAAAAGAAGAUUAUAAUAUCUCCUGUCUUGUUGAAAAAUGGAAUGAGAAAAAAAAAACUUUUGAAAAAAGUAUAGAUGAAAAAAUGAGUUCAACGUGUAAUGCAACAGCGUUUGAUUAUUGUGCUAUUUUGAAUAAAAAUAAAAACUGCACUAGACCUUAUGAAUAUAAUGAUCUAUCAUUAGGCACGUUAUUAACAUACGAUCAACUCAAUAAUGCUAUUUAUAGUACUAAUAAAACUCAAAUUAUUGAAGAUAGACGGUUAAGUUUUCUCAAUAUUACUAAUGAUAUGUCUGAUUACCAUUUCAGGGUUUACGAGAAAGAUAGAUCUGAACGUAAUUGCGGGAAAUGGAGCAUGUAUAUAUAUAAGAGAGGAAAACAAUUUGUUAAUAUGGCGGAAAAUGAAUUAUAUGAUGAUCAUUUAUAUAUAAAUGAUUCUAUUAGAAUAUGGAAUGUUCAUAGUAAUACAUUGCAAAAUACUGAGUUAGAAGACACUGGUAUUCAAUGUAAUAUGACAACAUUAAUUCAUCAAAUUAAACAGAGACAAAAUACAGAUGACCCAUAUAAUUUAGAUUGGCUUCCUUCAAAUAGCACUCAAAAUAAAUCUAAUGAAACUUCAAAUAAUACAACUACAUUACCAGAUGUCUUACAACCUACAACUGUAACUCCUAAAGAAUUACUUAAUGCUGCUACUACAAAUUUAUCAGAUAAUAAUACGAGUAUUGUUAAUAACAUAAAUGGUGUGAAUUCCUCUGAAAAUAUAUUCAUAAGCGUCACCGCAGAACCAUCAAUGACUACAGAUCAAACUUCCCCAGAAACUGCAACCACAAUUUCUCCAGAAGACUCAACACAAUCCAAUUCAUCAACUCCAAAUGAUACAAUACAUCCUAAUACUAAUACUAUAUCUGACACAACCUCAUCAUCACAUUCCCCUGAGAUUGUAACAUCUCCUGCAACUAAAACAUUACCUUCAAAUUCUACUACAAGUAGUGGCACACCUUCAGUUACACCUUCACCUGGAGAAAUAUCUGCAACAGCGACCAAUGAAUAUUCUUUUAAUACUAUGAAGUCAUUUACAAAUAAUAUUACACCUUCUGCUACUAUCACUUCGCCUCCUACAUCCGCAUCUUUAUCUUUCUCUGAGACUGUAAUAUCUCCUAUAUCUAAACCCUCACCUUCAGACUCUCCUACAAGUAGUAAUAAAUCUGUAGAUACAUCUGCCCAUGAGCAUAUGUCUCCUACAAAUAUAGCUAUACCUUCUACUAGUAACAGUGUAUCUCCUGCAACUAAACCUUUAUGUUCACAUUCUCCAACAAGUAGUAGCGCAUCUACAGUUACAGGUUUUCCUGUUAACGAUUCUUCUACAAAUAUAACUGCAUCUUGUACUACUACGGUUGAGUCAUUGGAAAAUAAUAUUACACCUUCUACAACACCCACUAAUUCUCCUGCAACUUCUUUAUCUUCUCAAACUGUAACUUCUGUAAAUAAAAAUAUAUCUACAAAUGGCAAUACAUCUGUUACAAAUGACACUGCAUCUCCUAAAAAUAAUCCUUUACCUUCUCCUGAGUUUGCACCUUCUCUUACAACUAUGACUACCACUCCUACAGAUAGCUCUACACCUCCACUACAUUCAUCUAUUCCUAAAAUCACAACGUUGCCAUCUACAAAUAAUUCUAUAUCUCCUGCAAAAGAUACGUCUAUUCUUCCUACUAAUGAUGUUACUCAUAAAACUGAAACUUCACCUUUAUCAGAUAAUUCUACACAUUUUUCAACAAAUACCAACGAACCUUCUACAAACAGAAUUGCAUCUCCUGCAACUAACACUACAUCUCCUACUUCUGAUAUUAUAUCUCCAACUGCACUAUCGAAUUCUCUAGAUAAAACACCUAUUCUCACAACUCCAACUGCUUUUUUUCCUACAACAAAUAACAAUUUACCUUCAAAUCAAACAGAUAUUAUCCAACUGCAGAACCAACAAAUUAUACAUGCCCCUCUUAAACAGGUUCAACAUGUAAAUGGAAGAAAUUGUACUGAAAACACUUCAUCAUGUCCAAGUGCGGCUGUUCCAAAUACUUUGACGCCAACCCCAUCAAAUAUUCCUACCAAUGUUAUGCCUACAGUUAAACCUACAGAUAAUUUAUUAAUAAUGGUUCCAGGAGGUAUUUUUCUUUUAGGAAUUAUUUUUCUCUUGGUUCUUCUUUGGAAAUGUACUCCUAUUGGAUCUUGGAUUCGUAAUAGGAAGUCAAAAAAAAAAAAAGCAAGAAAAAAGAUUAAGAAAAUAACAAAGGAACCGUUGCUAAUGGACACAAAUUAUAUAAAGAAAGAACCAAUAAAUAAUAAAAAAUAUUCAUUCCUACACCAUGAAAAAGAAAUACCACUAUGUGAUAUGAGUUUGGAAAAUGAAAAAGAUUUGAAGUAUAAACAAAUGAAGAAAUCUAGAGCACAUAAAGGAAAGUAUAUGGAAAAUGAAAAAGGUUUGCAGUAUAAACAAACGAAGAAAUCCAAAUCACAUAAAGGAAUGUAUAUGGAAAAUGAAAAAGAUUUGAAGUAUGAACAAAUGAAAAAACCCAAAGCGCAUAAAGGAACGUAUAUAGAAAAUGAAAAAGAUUUGAAUUAUGAAAAAAUGAAGAAAUCCAAAGCACAUGAAGGAGUGUAUAUGGAAAAUGAAAAAUAUUUGAAGUACGAUCAAAUGAAGAAAUCCAAAGCACAUGAAGGAAUAUAUAUGGAAAAUGAAAAUAAAUGCAUUCGUGAAGUUGUAGAAAUAUCAAAGAAGCACGAAAAUGAAUCUAUAUUGGGAGAAAAAUUAUAUGAAGAUGAUCCUAGAGAUGAUAUUGAAGAAAUUGAAUUGAAUGUAAAUAAAUCUAGAAAUAAAAUCAAAGAAGAAAAAUUGAAUAAAAAUAUAUUAAAAAAAAAUACAGCUCAUAAUGUAGAGUACAUUAUGGUAGAUACGUUAAAUGAAGAAGAGACAAAUGAUAUGAAUGUAAUAAAAGAAAAAUAUGAAUGUAAAAAUGAAAUGAAAAAUUUAGAAAACAAAAGAUCAAUUAAUGAUGAAGUAUGUAGUUGGAAUACAUGGAUAAAUAUACAUUUGAUAGCAUUACUUGAAAAUAAAAAAGAGGAAUGGAAAUUGAAUAAAACUGAAUUUUUUAAAAUUUUCUCAGAAGAGUUCGAAAAAGAUAGAGAAAAUUUUAAUUUAAAAGAAAUGAGAAAUAAUUCUGUAAUAAAAAUAAAAGGAGAAAAUAGUGCCGUUACAAUGGAAAAAAAUAGUAGUAUAUUAGAGAAAUAUAAAAACGAAAUGUGGUUUAUUAAUUUGAAGAAUGAAUGGAAACAAGAACAAGAAAAACACUUACAAUAUUUAGAAGAACAUGAAAUUAAAAAAAUGUCAGAAUUGGGAUUAAAUAAUUUUAUUCUAGGUAAAAAAAAAAAAAUAUGGAAGAAAUGGAUAGAAUGGCAAAUAGAGCAUUCAUACGAAUACAAAAAUCAGAAAUGGUUUGUACAAUUGCUAGAAGAAUAUGAAAAAAAAGAAAUACAUGAAAAUUUAAAGGAAGAAAAAAUUAAGAAAGAAAGAAAUAAUGGAAUAGAUAAAAAUGAAAUGAAGAAAAAUUUGGAGAGGAGAAUUUUGUUAGAUAUUCAUAUGAUGGUAUUAGAAGAAUGUAUGAAAGAAGAGUGGGAAAAAGAAGAAGAAUUUUUUAAAGCAAAUAUGGAAGAGUUAAAAAAAUAUAAAAAUUUGGACGAAGAAACAAACAUAUUAGAUAAAAUAGAAAGAGAAAGAAGUUGGAAUGUUAUAUCAGAGAAAAAAAAAGAAGAAAUAGAAAAAUGGAAAAAAGAAAAAUGGUUUAUUGAGUUAAUGUUAGAAUGGAAAAAUAAUGAAGAAAAAUAUAUGAUGGAAACAUAUGAAGAAAUUUUAGUAAAAAAGAAUAAAAAAAGAAUAAUAGAUGUUAUCUUAGAAAGAAAAAGCAAUAUAUGGAAAAAACAAUGUGAAAAUAUUUGUAGAAAGUGGAAAGAAGAUGAUAACAAUGAAGAAUGGUUUACAAAGUUAGUUAAUGUAUAUGAAAAUGAAGAGAAAGAAUAUAAAAGUAGAAUUUCUAAAAAUAGUAUAGAAAAAAAAAAAGAAAAUAAAAAAACCAUAGAAAGAGGUGAAUCAAUAAUAGAGAUUAAUAAAAAAGAGGAAGGAAAAAUGAGAAAAUAUGAAAGGAAAAGUUUACAGGAAUCAUACGAAAAGAAUAAUUCUAUAAUAAACAAAAAAAAAUUAAAAUGGAAGACUUUAAUAGAAAUAUAUAUGGUAAUAUUGGAGGAAUGUAGAAAAGAGGAGUGGUUAUUGAAUAGAGGAAAAUUUUUAGAAACCUGUUUAGAAGAAUUUAUAGAAGAAGAUAAAGAAAAAUAUCCAAAAAUAAUAGAAAAUGAUUUAGCAAUGAUAAAAGAAAGGGAAGAAGACGUUGGUACAUUGAUGAUUGAAAAACAAAAACUUUUAUGGAAAAAAUGGGUAAAAAGAAACAAAAGAAUGUCAGAGAAAUGGAAAAAAGAAGAAUGGUUUAUUAACUUGAAAAAAGAAUGGGGAAAAGAACAAGAAAAAUUUGAUGAAUUAACAAAAGAAUCUGAAAUCGUAGAAAUAGAAGCAGAAAAAAAUCCUAUGCUAGAGAAACAAAAAAGAAUAUGGAAACAAUGGCUAAAAAAACAAAGAAUGUGGUUUAUACUACAUAGCGAGUAUGAAUGGUUUAACAAUUUAUUAGACGAAUACGAAAAAGAAGAAGAACAUAAGGAAGGAAUAACUAAAAAAGAUGAGAAAGAAGCGAUGGAAAUUCAUGAAAAUAUAGAGGAAUUGAAACAAGAAAUAGAUGAAGAAAUAGAGAAAUAUAAAAAAAAAGAAAAAUUGAUACAAAAAGUUUUGAUAGAAAUACAUAUGACACUAUUAGAAGAGUGUAAGAAAGACGAAUGGCAAAAAGAAAAAGAAUAUUUUUUUAGAACAAUGAUGGAAGAGUUGAAAAUACAAGAAAAUUUAGAUGAAAAUGUUAUCAUAUUGGAUAUAAAAAAAAAAAGAAGUAGGAAUGUUAUAUUAGAUAUUGAAAAAGUGGAAAUAGAAAAAUGGAAAAAGAAAAAAUGGUUUAUAGAGUUAAUGUUGGAAAUGAAUAACAAGGAAAAAAAAUACAUAAAAGACAUAUAUGAAGAUAUGAUAGCAAAAAAGAAUGAGGAUGGAAUUAGAAAUCCCAUGUUAGAAAUGCAAAAAAUUAUAUGGAAGAAACACUGUGAAGAUAUUCAUAAUAGGUGGAUAGAAAAAAAUAAUAAGGAAAUUUUACAACACUAA